Molecule: messenger RNA, 5247 nt
Organism: Nelumbo nucifera (sacred lotus)
Lineage: Eukaryota; Viridiplantae; Streptophyta; Magnoliopsida; Proteales; Nelumbonaceae
Source: RefSeq, a predicted model, not a curated record
GAGCAGAGAAAUCGCGCAUACUUUGUGCCCUCGGGGUUGGAGCCUUUAAAUAGUGAAGUCCUCGCGGGUUUCGCGGAGCAAUUCCGGGAUCCUUGUUAUGACGAGAUCCGUUUCCACAUUAAUUGGGAGAUAACGUUGCCAACUGAUAAGACUUAUCUAUUCCACCCGAACCAGGCGGGGAGGAAGAUAAGGCUUGCCAUUACGAGGCAUGAUCCCGUAAGGUUCGAAAUCUGAUAGCGUGGUUUCCGGGGUUGUCAAGUAGUGAACUGAGUCGGUAUCCCCAAACUGAUGCUCUUCAGUCCCGAACCGAAGUGAACCCCAAAGUGCCUUAGGACGGAGAUGAUCCUGAUACUACCUUGUACUGAGAUGAUCUCGUCCCGAGGUGACCCAUGCCAAGGUGGUUUGAUUAUCCGAGUUAUCUUUUGCGGUAUUGAUAUAGCGGGCUGAACUGUCAUCUAUUAGUCAGAUUGUGUACAUGUGCCCCCUAUUACCAGCUCGGGCCAAAUCACUUUCAUCAGGCUUCAUUGGAAUAAUUUCUGCAUCUCGUGCGGGCAGCUCUCCUGUUUCUAAGGUUCUGUAGUCCAAUGGUAUGUUUAGAACUCGAACCCAAAUGUUAAGAUGGCUGAAACGAAGCUCACUAGGUAUCUCCUCCGGAGUUCCCCUCUGCAGCAGUAAGGGAUAAUCCUUGAAUAACCACGGCUCCUCUUUCACGAUAUUAACCAUGUCUUUUUCCCUUCAAAAAUUGAUAGCUAAGAUGUCAUCGGCUACUAAUGAUCCUUUGACCCACCACCACAUUUUCUUAAUCUGAUCUAUCACUCCAAUCAUGUUUACCGGUUUAUCAGCUAAAACCGUCGCAUACAGAAAGAAGGAUGGAGAUUCAGAUUUUUUCUUCAUCAGUCUCUUCUCUUCUUUACUUCCAUCUCCUUGCAUCUCAGUCCCUAUACUGCCUCUCCAAACAAAGAUCAACCACGGAACAGGGGAAAAGGGUUGUCUGUAGCUUCUUUGUCUCAGUAAGAGCUUCUAAACACUCACUCAGAGCAGAUUCGAGCAGAAGAGCUCAAUUUCCCAGGACCUUGAGAGGAUGAAAAGUAGAUGAUUUGGGAAUCGGAAGGGUUCUUCUACUCUGUACCCAAGAAAGAAAAGAAAUACUUGGAAGUUGGAACUGGAAAGUUGCAAGGGUCCAGACUCCAGAGCGAUCAAGAACCACUUUCUCCCAUAUCCCAGGCUCGCAGCGACUAGUGAGUGGUUCAUAUUGCUUUGGGUCCUGGGCGGGCCCCAUGGGGUCCCUACCGCGCAGCCUCUACAAUCUUCGACAAUGAUACCGAAAACCUUAUAACCAAUCAACCGGUAUCAUGUAAGUGGCAAAGGUAUUUAUCAAAAUUGAGGUGGACGUGGGAUUUUGAUGGGUCAAAUCCUUUCGGUAUCAUGUAUUUUCGGCAGCAUAGAAUUCCCCAUCAUUCCUGACCUGUUUCCCGGGAAAAAUCGUAUUAUAAUCCAAUCGUCCAUAUUUCGCGGGUCCUUCGUUUCCCCUGUUUCAUCCUCUUCCAGUCUUCCAUCCUCUGCAAAUGAUGUAGAGUAACGGCUGAACCAGACGCCAUAACCAUAAGCCUUGUUCUCCAGUUCCUCUGAUGUUUUAGAGUUCAGUACUUGCACUUCCAGCAAGGAUCAAUGGGAGAGCAGGUAAAUCCGUUCGAUGAAGCUUCGUCGGUUGCCGACAAUCCGAAGACGGCUUCCAUUGGUUCUUCGGUGAUUCCUAUUGUGAACAGACUGCAGGAUAUCUUUGCACCGUUGGGGGGGAGUUUUCCAAAGAUCAAUUUGCCUCAAGUUGCUGUAAUCGGAAGCCAAAGCAGUGGAAAAUCGAGUGUUCUCGAAGCUCUUGUCGGAAGGGAUUUUCUUCCACGCGGUUCGGAUAUUUGCACCCGGAGGCCACUGGUUUUGCAGCUUGAACAUCGGCCCCGGAGACCCAAUACUGAUGAUGAUAGGGAGUGGGGUGAGUUUUUGCACUUGCCUGAGAAGCGAUUUUAUGAUUUCUCAGCAAUACGUCGAGAAAUUCAGGCUGAGACUGAAAGGGAAGCAGGAACUAAUAAAGGUGUCUCAGAUAAACAGAUUCGUCUAAAAAUCUCUUCUCCCAAUGUUUUGAAUAUAACCCUUGUUGAUUUGCCUGGAAUGACGAAGGUCCCAGUUGGAGAUCAGCCCAGUGAUAUAGAGGCAAGGAUUAGGACAAUGAUCAUGUCCUAUAUCAAGCAUGAAACCUGUGUAAUAUUGGCAGUAAGUCCAGCCAAUUCUGAUUUGGCAACCUCUGAUGCACUUCAGAUGGCAAGAGCUGCUGACCCUGCUGGUUCUCGGACAAUAGGUGUGAUCACUAAGCUAGAUAUCAUGGACAGGGGGACUGAUGCCCGCAAUUUUUUGCUGGGAAGAGUAAUUCCACUUCGGCUUGGUUACAUUGGUGUUGUGAACCGUAGUCAGGAGGACAUUAAUCAAGACUGGAGCAUUGUAGAAGCACUUAAUUAUGAGGAGAACUUCUUCCAUAACCACCCUGUAUACCAUGGCCUUUCUGAUCAAUGCGGCAUUCCUCAAUUGGCAAAUAAGUUGAACAAGAUUCUAGAACAGCAUAUUAGAACAGUCCUUCCACGACUGAAGGCUGAGCUGAAUUCUCAAAUGGUUGCUGUUGUAAAGGAGAUUCGGACCUACGGGGAAGAUAUAGAAUCAAAAGCGGAGCAAGGGGCAGUACUGUUAAACAUUCUGACAAGAUUCUGUAAAGCCUUUUCUCACAUGUUGGAUGGGAGGAGUAGGGAGAUGUCAACUACAGAGUUGUCAGGAGGAGCAAGGAUCCACUACAUUUUUGAAUCAAUUUUUGUGAAAAGCUUGGAGGAAGUGGAUCCUUGUGAUGGUUUCACUGACAAAGACAUCCAAACAGCCAUUGAGAAUGCCACUGGUCCUAAAGAUGCUUUAUUUGUUCCAGAUGAACCCUUCGAAGUUUUGAUCAGACGACAGAUUGCUCGGUUGUUAGAUCCCAGCCUCCAGUGCCUACGUUUUGUCUAUGAGGAACUAAUAAAGAUGAGCCGGGCUUGUGAGGCAACUGAGAUGCAGAGGUUUCCUGUUCUUAGAAGGAGUGUAGACGAAGUCAUGGGCAAGUUUUUAUGUGAUGGUGUAAAGCCUGCUGAGAGAAUGAUAGCAAACAUCGUUGAAAUGGAGAUGGAUUAUAUAAAUACCUCUCAUCCAAAUUUUCUCAGUGGAAGCAAAGCUGUGGAGCUUGCAAUGCAGCAUCUGAAAUCAACAAAGAAAGUUUUACUGCAGAUGGGAACAAAUUUUGGGGAAAGUAGAAACUAUGUGGAAAAGUCAACCAUGACAGAAAGGGGCCUGAAAUCUCGAGCAAUUCUUGCUAAGUCUGUUGCAAAUGGAUAUGUCUUAGACCAGGGAAGUCGGCCUCAAUUAAAUAAUGACAAACCUCCAUCAUCUGUAGAUGAAUUUUGUGCAAGGAAGAAACUGGUGCCACCCUUCACUUUGGGCCUAUGGGGUUGGAAGGAGGAUGAUGCUGUUAGUAGAGAUGUUAAGAGAUUCCUCUACCAAGGUAGAAAAUGUGGCGAUCUCUUAUGGGUGAGGGUAAUUCCUCUUGCUACUUAGGUGGGUCCUGGAUGCUUGGAUGGUAAGGGCAAUCCAGAUGGUGGUUCUUAUAAAUGAUGUCUACGGUGGAGGGUAUGGAGAAACAGGAAAGCCUUUUAAGAGAGAACCCAUAAAGGGAUGUAACCAACACGUACUAUGCAAGAAUCCUCAGGAAAAAGGAAAAUUUAUUUCUGGAGGAUCUCGCUGGACACGUGGCAAAACCCCAAUGGUGCUCCCUUGAUAGCCAACAUAAGGACAAACAUCCCCUUUCCUAAUAGGAAAUGUCUUCUUUUGGACUCUUCUCUUUACAGCCUUGGGAUCCUCUCUAUAAAAGGGAGAGGAGACAAACCGCAAGACACAGAAUUCUGAGAAUCAUCGACCGAAAUCCUUUGACCUCCUCUUCCCCAGAAGACUAAGCCUACCUACAACCUUAACUCAAGACCAAUCCCAUCUUCGUCUUUCAAGGAGACCAUCCCACAUUGCCUCACCACCACACUUACAAGAUUAUUUGGUAGAUCUUAGAAUCAUUUGCAUUUUCAAUGAGUUUAAGCUUUUCUUGAACUCAUUCUAUCAUGCAGUUUUGACUCUUGACGCUUAUAGGACAACUUCACAACAUAUUAUUUUGUCUACAAUCUUAGUUUCUGAGCUUCGUUUAAUGAUUUAGAACAAUAUAAUAAUUUAAAAAGGUGUGUCUACGCUUCUUUUAUCAUUUUGUAAAAUUCAAUUCUAUAGUUUUGCAUAUUUCACAAUGUUUCCACCAUUGUCUGUAAUUUUUAAAAUAUUUUCAACACUAACAUGUUUCCUAUAUUUGGAUGAUUUACAUUUCCACUGACACUGACAUUUUAAACCCUGUGAAAGACACAAUAAGAAGGAUAAAAGGUGACCAAUCAAUUAAGAGAUUUAGUCAGUUUACUCGCAGGGAAAAAACUAAAGGGGAAUUUGGGUACAUAUAACAUGGAAGAUAAAAGUGACAUUAGAAUCAAGAGACACAUUACCAGUACCAGUGAUAAAGUAGUACCAUCAGCCAAGGUGACAUUCUAUGGCGUAUGAGAAGGAGACAAGGACAUAAAUAAAUCUGAAGAUCCAAUCAUAUGGUUUGAAGCUCCAGAUUCUAUUAUCCAAGGUGUAGAUUUAGAAAAAGAAACUAGACCAUCUAUACCAGACUUAGCAAGGGUGGCAAGUAGUACUGGAAGAAGAAGAAGAAAGACGAAGCUUUUCAUACUCCUCACAUGUGAUAAUUACCAACUGCAACACCAACUGCAACCUGAUUAUCCCAAGUGGUUGGUGGCCAUACAAGUCAUGACAGAAACUAACAAUAUGUCCUUCAUGGCCACAUUGGUUGCAUUCACACACCUGCCCAUGGCCACCACCACUUCUGCUACCAUCCCUAGCACUUCAUCUCUCCCACCACCAUGAUCAGAGCCUCUUCCACAUAUUCCUCUACCAGCACAACCUCCUCUAGCAACAGCCACAAAAUCUGGGUUUAUUAGCAACCUAGAUUUGUUCUCGCUACUAGAAAGAGCCAUAAGAAACAAAUUUUCUAGUCGUUGCACACUCUCACAGACUGGUUUUCUUCUCACAAUACCAAACACACUUAUGAUAUUUCAGCAAUCUACCUCCCAAACUCCAUAUGAAUGCACAAAA